This is a messenger RNA of Poecile atricapillus (Black-capped chickadee), 8738 nucleotides long. RefSeq names its product PPARG coactivator 1 beta (gene PPARGC1B). The record is from RefSeq and is a predicted model, not a curated record. The coding region runs from base 78 to 3050 and encodes 990 amino acids. Gene Ontology annotation, cellular component: nucleus. The transcript is spliced from 12 exons. Gene Ontology annotation, biological process: positive regulation of transcription by RNA polymerase II. NCBI's taxonomy places the organism in Eukaryota, Metazoa, Chordata, Aves, Passeriformes, Paridae. Gene Ontology annotation, molecular function: transcription factor binding; RNA binding.
CCCGCCCCGACGGCCGCCCGGCUCCCGCCGCCGCGCCUGCUGCAUGCUCGGUGCUCAGCCCCAGCCGGAGGUGGAAGAUGGCGGAGCCGGGGCCGGAUUGCAGCUCUCUGCUCGACGAGGAUCUCUCCUCCUUCGUCUUCAGCUACCUAGCUGACAGCCAGUAUGAGGUGUCUGGCGAGGAGCAUCUCUACUCUGACUUCCCCGAGAUCGAUCUGUCCCAGCUGGACGCCGGAGACCUGGACUCUGCCGGGUGUUUCAGCGAGCUGCAGUGGGGCGGGGAGCACUCGGAGACCGACUCCAGCCAGUACAGCACCGACGACUCCGAGCUCUUCCAGAUAAUAGACAGCGAGAACGAAGCGCUGCUGGCAGCCCUCACCGAGACUUUGGAUGAUAUACAGGGAGAUGACAUGGGCCUGGCUGCCUUCCGAACUAUGGAAGAGGGGGACACGCUCAACUCUGCCACCACCUCACCUGCCCCUUCCCCCAAACCCACCGCCCCGGUCACGGGGGGGCCGCCCCCGGCCCCCGAGUGUGAUGAGCUGUCUCUACUGAAGAAGCUGCUCCUCUCUCCGUCACCUCCGAGCUGCGAGCUCCAGCGGGACGGGAGCGCCCGGCGCCCGGGGACCCCAAAGUCACGGCCCGCACGGCCCUGCACAAAGGUGGAGGGUCCCCGGGACAGGAGGGCGAGCGUCCCGCAGGCACAGAGCCGCAGCUGCACGGAGCUGCACCGGCACCUCACCUCCAGCACCUCCUGCUCCCAGACCAAAGCCCCCCAGGCUCCCGAGGAGUGUCCCGGCAGCGGCCACCACCCGUCCCCGGGCGGCUGCGCCCAUCACGAGGACGACAGUGACUCCAGCGAGGACUCGCUGAGCUCCGGCGACUCGGUGGCCGCCCUGUCCUCGGCGGAGGACGGCACGGGCAGCCAGUUCUCCUGCGAGGGGGAGCUGCACUCGGUGGUGGAGCUGAUCCGCUACAUGCACACCUACUGCCUGCCCCCUCGCAAGCUGCCCCCCGACAGCAAUCCCCAGCCCUGCAGCAGCCCCUUCAAGAGAGCCAGAGCGGACUGUGCCCCCGCUCCGGGCAGCGCCCAGAGCCGGCCGGGCUGCGCCUGGCAGGCAGCCGGCGGCUGCAAGAAGCCCGGAGCAUCCUUCUCCAUCCUGAAGGAGCUGCUGGCGAGGGACCUGCUGUGCGAUGUGAGCAAGCCAUACCGCCUGGGCAAGCCCGUGUACGCUGCCCUGGCACGGCCGCCCGGCUCCUGCUCCCCCGCGCCGCCCGAUGCCGAGGAUGCCGGCGGGACUUGCACAGCCAGAGGGAAAGCGGCGGCAGAGAGGGGCGAGCCCCGGCACAGCCCCGAGGCGGAGGCGCCCCGGGAGCUGGGCGACCUUGAGGACGAUGCUGGGAAGCAGGAGGGCGGCCCUGGAGCAGGGAAGGCGGCCCGCAGGCAAGACAGCGCUGUUUACGCCGUGCGCCGCUCCAAGAGACUCAACCCCGAGCUCGGGCACUGGCUCUCCUUCCUUGACGAGCCGCACCCCGAGUCCUCCGUGCCCCUGGGCUGCAGCGAGGCCGCUCCUCCGCUGCUGGAGGGUUUCUCUGCCGAAGAGCCGGCGGCCGAAGUGGAGGUGGGGGGCACAGCCCCAUCGGUGGAGCCGCAGCCCCUCUGCCUGGGCUCCCUGGGGGAUGGCGAGGUGGGCACUGAGAGCCGGCGCUGUGCCCUCCUGGAGCAAACAGAAACACCCAGGUGUCUCACACUGUCCUUGGCACAAACUGACCCAGCCUUUGGGAAGAGAAACUUUGAGCCAAUGCUGACCGUGGAGCUGUGUGGGACAGCAGGUCUCACACCGCCCACCACUCCGCCAUACAAACCCGCCGAGGAGGACCUGUACAAGCCAGACAUCCCCCAGGAGCCAGGGAAGGAGGACGGGAUGUCCCUGAGCCCCGGGGGCGCCGGGGACGUGGCAGCCUCGCAGAAAGCCCCCAAGAAGCACCCGGAGAGGACGGAGCUGUUCGCCCACCUGAGCCGGGCGGGCGGGCGGGCGCUCCCCGAGCAGCAGGGCCUGCUCAAGAGGCCCUUCUCCCGCUCCUUUGGGGACCACGACUACUGCCAGGUGCUGAAACCCGAGGCUGCCCUGCAGAGGAAGGCGCUCAAGUCAUGGGAGCCCCCGAGCCAGGUGGAGACGGAGCACAAGAGAAGGGUCCCGGCCGCCCACUACCAGGGACUGGAGCUGGGCAAGGACACGGGCGCUGAGCUGCUGUGGAAGGACGGCGUGAAGCAGCUGAGAGACCAGGAGAUCAGAGCCAGCUUAACAAAGCACUUCGGCUUUCUGGACAGUGCCCUCGACGAGGAGGACAUGGUCUUCUGCAAAACCCCCGAGUAUGACACGGUCUUUGAGGACAGCUGCAGUGAGAGCGGCUCCCCCGUGGAGGAGGAUGAGGAGGAUGAGGAGGAGGAAGAGGAGGAGCAUGGCAACACCGAGCUGUGCCUGAGGAGAAACCCCCUUUCCAGGACCAGUUUGCAUUACUGCUCCCGGAGCAGGUCCAGCUCGGGCUCCUCGUGCUGCCGGUCGCGGUCACCCGCCAGCAGACGCACCUUCAGGUGUGAGAACGCCGAGCAGUGUCAGGGUGGAAGCGGGCACCGGGGCCAGCUGAAGAAGAGACGGGAAAAGGCCAUCGGGGAAGGCCGGGUGGUGUACAUCAGAAACCUCUCCAGCAGCAUGAGCUCCAGCGAGCUGAAGAAACGCUUCGAGGUGUUUGGUGAAAUCGUGGAGUGUCAGGUCCUGUCCAGGACUAACAGGGGGGAGAAGUACGGCUUCAUCACGUACCGGUAUUCCGAGCACGCCGCCUUAUCGCUGAAGAACGGCCCCUCGCUAAGGAAGAGGAACGAGCCCUCCUUCCAGCUCAGCUCUGGUGGCCUGGGCCGCUUCUUCUGGACCAGAUACGCUGACCUGGAUUGCGGCACGGACGAGUCCUCCCCAGCUCCGGUGAAAAGCAAGUACGAGACCAUGGAUUUCGACAGCUUGCUGCAGGAGGCCCAGCUCAGCCUGCAUCGGUAACAGCCUUAACCUUGGAGGAAUACCUCAAUACCUCAGUCAAGGCACUUCCAAUAUGUUUACGUUUUCAAAGAAAUUAUUCAGUCUAUGGCAAGCAAGAGAGCGAGAGAGAGAGCGAGAGCACGCCCGCGAGAGAGAGACUGCUGUCCCCUGAUCGAUGUUUACAUUGAACAAAGCUGCUUCUGUCUGUGAGUCCCCAUGGUGUUGAUGUCUCACUGCCACACGUUAGUCCCCCCUCUGCUUCUUACUGGUUGUUUUAGGGUGAGCCUAGGAGCCCCCCAGCCCCUCUUCCCCCUCCCUGCCCUCCCCACGCUCCCACCGUGGAGUUGCAGCUGUGUUCACCAUAACAUUUUUUUGUCCGUAGUGUGUGAUGAUGAAAUUGUUCAUUGUGAAUAGAAUCAGGAUUAUAAACUAAUUUUUAAUAGAAGAAGAGAAGAAAAAAAAAAAGUAUAUACUUAAAAAAAAAAAAGAAAUGUAUUUAUGGCUCAGAUGUACUGUAAUUCAGAUUUAUUGUACCGCUUCCUUGAUUUUUAACUAUGCACUGUAAUGAGGCACUUGCCACUCAGCAAAUGGGGGGUCAGAGCAGUCUCAGAGCUGACAUUCCCCUGCUAGCAAACCGGGGUGCUCGGUGCUUGCCCCGGGGUCACCCACUUUGCUGUCAAAGCCAUUCUUUGUGCUGGAGUGGCCCGAGCCCCCCAGCGCUGAGCUGGGUCCCAGUGGGUGAUGGAGCCUGGGCUGGGCAGCUUUGCAGGCUGCAGAGGGUGGGAGAGGGAUGCAGCACCUGCAGCCAGCGCUGCUGCACCCCUGCUGCCUUUGGAGAGAGGGGCUGGGGGCUGCUGGGCCUGAGCCGCUGGGGGAUGGAUGUCUCCAGUCUGUGUGGAGGAGCUGGAUCCUCUCCAGCUCCUUGGAUGGCUGGGAGACUGGCCAGGCCCUGGGGCUUCAUCCUCGCUCGCUUCCACACCCCGCAAAGCAAGCGGGGCGAGAAGACCUGGCUGUGCUCUCUGCUGGGCAGCCAGCCCCACACACAGCCCAAAAUCCAGCCCCAAACUCAUCCCAAAGUCCAGCCCCACACACAGCCCAAAGUCCAGCCCCAAACUCAUCCCAAAGUCCAGCCCCAAACUCAUCCCAAAUCCCAGCCCCAAACUCAUCCCAAAUUCCAGCCCCACACACAGCCCAAAAUCCAGCCCCAAACUCAUCCCAAAGUCCAGCCCCACACACAGCCCAAAGUCCAGCCCCAAACUCAUCCCAAAUUCCAGCCCCACACACAGCCCAAAAUCCAGCCCCACACACAGCCCUAAUUCCAGCCCUACACACAGCCCAAAAUCCAGCCCCAAACUCAGCCUAAAGUCCAGCCCCAAAUGCAGAGAGGCUGGGGGGCACAGCACCCACCCUGGACCCCCACCCAGCACCCUGUCCCGUAGCUGAUAAGCCAUACACACCCCAGCACCCACCCGCAGCCCAGAUCCGUCCCAGCGCCCCGGGGCACAGCUCUGCCUCUGGCCAAGGGCCCUCGGGGCUGGAUUUAAGUGUCAGAUUUACUUGAGGACUUGCCCUCCGUGUGUGAGUGGGGUGAGAUGGGGACACAGCUGUCCCCCAGCCGGAGCAAAGCCCACCACCAGCCGGCCAGAGGCACUGUUUUCCCAAGGGAGCGGGAAUCUUGCUGCUCCUUAAGCCAUUGCCACCUUCUCCUUUUAUUUUUGAGCCCCAGAGACCACUAGGGAUUCAGCCAUCCUCUGUAGAUAGAAUAUUAUAGCCUUAACUCUGCCAAUAGAUAGAUUAGAGUCUCCUGGGGUCUCCCUUCGCCAUGACUUGGGGGUUUUAUCCCCGGUUCCCCGGGCACGUUGCGGGGAGAGCGACCGAAGCCUCGGGAACAGCACAGGGUGCCAGGGGCCGGAACCAUGCCAGGGUGGGCCGAGGCUCGGAGCCCUGCCAUGCCAGGGUGGGCUGAGGCUCAGGGCCGGAGCCCUGCCAUGCCAGGGUGGGCUGAGGCUCGGAGCCCUGCCAGGGUGGGCCGAGGCUCGGAGCCAUGCCAUGGUGGGCCGAGGCUCAGGGCCAGAGCCAUGCCAGGGUGGGCCGAGGCUCAGGGCCAGAGCCAUGCCAGGGUGGGCCGAGGCUCGGAGCCAUGCCAUGGUGGGCCGAGGCUCAGGGCCAGAGCCAUGCCAGGGUGGGCCGAGGCUCAGGGCCAGAGCCAUGCCAGGGUGGGCCGAGGCUCAGGGCCAGAGCCAUGCCAGGGUGGGCCGAGGCUCAGGGCCAGAGCCAUGCCAGGGUGGGCCGAGGCUCAGGGCCAGAGCCAUGCCAGGGUGGGCCGAGGCUCAGGGCCGGAGCCAUGCCAUGGUGGGCCGAGGCUCGGGGCCAGAGCCCUGCCAUGCCAGGGUGGGCCGAGGCUCGGAGCCCUGCCAUGCCAGGGUGGGCCGAGGCUCGGAGCCGGAGCCAUGCCAGGGUGAGCCGAGGCUCGGAGCCGGAGCCAUGCCAGGGUGGGCCGAGGCUCGGAGCCGGAGCCAUGCCAGGGUGGGCUGAGGCUCGGAGCCCUGCCAUGCCAGGGUGGGCUGAGGCUCGGAGCCGGAGCCCUGCCAUGGUGGGCCGAGGCUCAGAGCCGGAGCCAUGCCAGGGUGGGCCGAGGCUCGGAGCCCUGCCAUGCCAUGGUGGGCCGAGGCUCGGAGCCAUGCCAUGCCAGGGUGGGCCGAGGCUCAGGGCCGGAGCUCAGCUGGGCUCUGGCAGGAGCAGCAAUGCCGACACCAGCACAGUUCCCCGGCUGUUCCCCUCGGGAGAGCCGCGGUUCUGACAACACCCGGCCCGGCAGCGCCAGGGCCCGGAGGCCAUGGCGGGGUCCCCACGGUGACCGUCACUGCCGGGGAACCGGCCUUGUGCCACUUCAGCCCCAGCACUGAAACCCGGCCUCUCUCCCACCCCAAAAUCCCCCCUGUUCUCAUCCCACCUCAGCAAACACGAGCAGCUCUGGCCGAGACUGAGCAUCUGCUAUUGGCAAUUGCCUCAUUGUAGCUUUGCCUUUUUCUGUCCUAGUAUUUCCUCACAAUGAUGAUGAUGAUGAUGAUGUUUACAUGUGAUUGCUAUAGAGCUUAUGUAGAAUGUAUAUAGCGACACAUUUAGGGUGGGUAGUACUGUCCUGUGCUGUGCUGAUGUUUUUCAGAAAACGAUCAAUCAAAAGAAAAAAAAAAAAAAAAAGCCAACCAAAAAAAAAAAAAGGAAAAAAAAAACGAAAAAAAAAAGGAAAAAAAAGAAAAGCAAAUAAGUGGAAUUCUUCCAUCUCCCACUCAGCUGGGGGCACCCAUGGCUGGGCCCCGCUGGGGAUGCAUCAAGGGUGGUGGAGGGGAAGGGUUAGUGCAGAGCUGGGGGGGGCUGCAGCCUUCUCCAGGGGAUCACUCAGUCACUUCCCCAGCACUGCCUUUGGCACACCCAGAUUGAGAAUUUCCCGGUGUUUCCGGGGCUGGGUGCCCUGGGUCAGCUCUGGGUGCCGAGGCCGGUGCUGGGGAAGGGGAGGGCUGGUCCUGCACAGAGCUCAGCAGUACUGCAGCCCUAGGGUAGGAAGAGAUGCAAUAAGUGGUCUUCGUGGUGCCUGAAGCCUAUAAGUGGGGUUGGGUUUUUCUGGUUUUGGUUUGGGUUUUUACCUUUUUUUUUUUUUUCAUUCACUUGGGAUGGUUUGUUUUCCCUCCUCCCCCAAAAAACCUUUCUUAUCCAAGACUUAUGCACUAUGCUUAGAGCCCCUUGGGCUGUGUGCUGCCUGCCUUGGGGCUUCCCCCACCUUUUAGGACUGGGUGAAAAGUAAAUUUCCACAAUGGUUUCUUUUUUUUUAUUUUAUUUUUAAUUUUUGUGGGCCUUUUGUUGGUUUUUCUUUUUUACUCUAAAGGUGUCUUUAGCUCACAGUGCUCGAGUCUGCAGGAAGGUGGGUCGGGCACAGAGGCAGGUGAGAGCUCCCUCCUGAGCUGCCUAAAAUUUGGAUGCUGACAGGGAAUUGGGGCAGGAGCAAAGCAACGCCCAGGCCCUGCUGCCAGAGAAGCCAGAGGUGCCCAGAGCUUUGCAGCAGCUGCCAGGGACUGGGGAUCCCCCCCUUUUUCCAAGGAUUGCCUUUACAUCCCACCCAGCCUGUGGCACCACAGUGGGUGCCCCUCAAAAAGGGACCCCUCACACCCCAGCCCCCUGUGAGGGCCAGGGCUGUGGGGUGGGCAGGAGAAACUGGGAGCAAAAGGGUUUAUUCUGGCAGGAAUAAGUCAGGAGGAGAUUUAUUUUUUUAAAAGUGUGUAAGUAUAGAAUGUUCCCCCAGCCGUUUCCUGCUGUGGGCAAAUGCUGAAUGCGUGAGGAGUUUCUGAUAAAAUGCCCCUUUUGCUUGUUUUGCACAGGUUUGCCCCAGAAAAACUAAUUUUUUUUGGGGGGGCAGCAGGUUUCUGGCUGGAAUCCAGCGUGUCCCUGAGGCUCCGCAGGGAGGAGCAAACGGGUCUGAGUGUGUGGGCUGAAUGCAGAGGACAAUCCCAGGAUUUAGGAUGGAUGCUGCCCCCAAAGCAAAGGUUUCUCUCGAUUCCUCCAUUUCCUGCCUGGGCUGCACAUCUUUGAGGAAGCAGCAGCUCGCUCACCACGUUACAGUCCUGAGCCUCAUCUCAGUCUGGGCCUUGUCCAGGAGUUUCACAAUUGCAGAUCAACACGGUUUUCUCCUUUUUUUUUGGGAGGGAUUUCUUUUCUUUCUGGAGGUCUCUUGAGUCCACCGGUGUUGGAGCUGAACCCGACACCCGUCGUGUUCUAAGUGCAUCCCUGACAAUCUCAAGCAAUAUAGAGCCAAAUGCAGCCUUGGGCUUUCACUUUGGGGUUUCACUUUGGGGUUUCAUUCCUCUUCCCUCGCCCUCCCUGGGGCCAGGGGCAGCAGCAGGAGUUGGGGAGGGAGUGUGUGAGUGCAUGUGAGAAAGAGAGAGAACGGUUCAAUUGAUGCAUUUCUUGAGAAAGGUGUAAGAAUUUCACCUAAAAAGGGGCACAUCUGCUUUGUUAUUUAUAAAAAAAAAAGCUAAAUUCUGUCUUUUUUUUUUUUUUUUUUAAGUAAAAGGACACUGCUCAUAAUUAUUAGGGGUCAAUUCUGCUUCCCUUACUCAUGCUGAGUAAGUACUACUUAACUCUCCAAUUUUCUACUUGAAGAGUAAGUAAAAGCAGCAGAAUUGAUCCCUUUAUGAUUAAGAAUCAAGUUUUUAGUAUUUUUUUUAAUUGAUAGCGGUUUUUUUAUAUUUCACUUAAUUUUUCCCCCAGUUCUGUUCUGUUGUGUCCUUAUUUAUGUAAUAUACUUUAACCUUAAGAGAUGGCAUGGAUUCUUAUGCCUUUCCUUUAUUAUUAUUAUUAUUGUUAUUAUUUUUAAAAAACAAAAGAGAUUUAUUUCUAGUGUGAUUUAACUGUCUACCUUCUAAAAUGAGAGAACGUUUUCUUGUAUUUUUACAUUGUCAGAUUCUAUAGUUUCAUAGAUAAUUUAACCAAAUCGCUCAAUGUAUUCUCUAUAUCUAUCCAGUGGGUAUAAAAGUUCUAUUUUAAAUUGUGUAAAUACUUCAGAACUGGCUUCUUUUUCCAGACUCCCCUGCCGUGGAGUUUCUUGUUUACAUCAAAAAGACUGUAGAAUCUCUACGCUCAUGUACUGUAAAUAGUGAAGUGAUCUGCCUAUAAAUAAACGAUAACAUAUAUACUAUAAAGUGGAAAGAACAAAAA